AUGGACACAAAAACAACACUGUCAGAAACAGAAGAAGGUGAAAUUGUUGACGACUCUGGAACUUUUGACAGUGAAGAUGAUACCGGAAACAAACGGAAUAUCGAAGAAGUUACCAAUGGAUUAGCCGCUCUAUCGGGUCCAGGUCGACCUUCACCUGAGAGCCAAGGUACCGAAGAUUCGUUAAAGGAUCGUAGGCUAAGUACUGGAAGCCGAGAAUGCGACUCUGCAAUGGAAAUAAAUAGCAGGGAGAAGGCUAGUCACAGCGAAAAAGAUCGUAAGCACCGAGAGGACCGCAGGCAUCGACAUUCUAGCAAACAUUCCCACAGCCAUCGUCGCCAUCAUGACCGUGAUCGUAGUCGUCAUGGCCAUCACGGACGUCAUGACUAUAGUCGAAAAAAUGGAGUUGAAGAAGGUGACAGACACCGUAAGGAUGGUUUAGGUAACAACUUAAACUCGACCGACCAUAUGGUCGUCGAUGACGACGAAAAUCGUAGCGAUGUCUCCACCAAUCGUAUUGAACCUUCUGCUGCCUCUUCCCGUAAAUCUAAACGUAGUAGGGAAGAUCUUUCUUCUGACGAUGAAGGUCAUCACCGCUCAUCCUCUCGUCGCCAUUCUUCUCAUAACAGUGAACGACGGCACAGUGCGAGCCAAAGAAGCAAGGAGUCUCGUAGUCGAUACGAUAGUGAUCGCGAUUACCGUUAUGGACAGAGAGAAACUCUGAGAGGUUACGAAAGGGAGGUAGGAUAUAGCAGAGAAAGAAACGAAGGUCAUGGUAGUGAGCGAAAUUACGAUAAAGAAAGAAGUAGGCGAUAUGACGACAGAGUUAACGGUUCACAUUCGUCGCGAAGAAUAAUCGAAUAUGAAAUAGAUGAUACCGUUCCCAGUGGUACAAUCCUCAAGGAUGGUCAAAGUUCUGUUUCACACUUAAAAAAUGACUCAAAUGUUGAAAAAUCUAUGGAUGAACCCACAGAUAUAGUUCUUGAACAAGAAGAUGAUGAAAAAAUAAUUGAAGAAAGACGUAAACGUCGUAAUGCAAUAUUAGAAAAAUAUAAAAAUAAGAAUAAUGAAAUUUCCUCAACAGGGCCUACGGCAAUGGAAUUGACGGAACAUAAACAAGAGGCAACUGGCACACCCACUGUAGUUUCUCCAAUUACACCAACAACUGCAUCACCAACAUCGUUCUCUUUAACUAAAGUUGAACCUUCUAUCGAUGAUUUUGUUCCUGGAGAAGAUCAAUUUUCUGCUGCAGAUUACGACCCAACAAAAGACCGUAUAGCGGAUGACGAAAGGCAAUUACAUCAUAAAUCUGCCAAGGACUUAGAAUUGCUCAAGAACAAAGAUGCUCAGGAAUCUGUCGUUCCACGGGAUGAAAAUGACGUUGAUAUGUCUGCAGCUGAUUAUAAGGAAACUUUAAAUGAAAGUAAUGGAGAUCAUAAAGCUAAUAAUUUGAAAACGAUUGAUGAAUUUGACAUGUUUGCGGAUGAUGAUAUGGUGAUUCCUUCACCAGAGUCGAAAAAAACCACGAAAUCAAUACCUGCCGUUAAAAACGUUCCGGUAGUGAUGCAUGAUCAUGCCGCCGGUCUUGUAGACAAUUAUGAUGAUGCCGAAGGAUAUUAUCGCGUUUUGUUAGGUGAAAUGCUUGACAAUCGAUAUCACGUAUAUAGUCAUCUUGGCAAAGGUGUAUUCAGUUCUGUAGUCAAAGCUAAAGACACAAAAGAAGGAACAGAUGAAAGAUUUAUUAAAUGGAUCUUGAUUUUUAGGUAUCGGGCUGGUAUAAAAGAAUUAAACAUUCUCAAAAAACUAAUGCAAUCUGAUCCAGAAAAUAAAAAGCAUGUAAUUCGAUUGUUUAGACAUUUCGAGCAUAAAGGGCACUUAUGCCUAGUAUUUGAAUCAUUAAGUAUGAAUUUAAGAGAGGUUUUGAAAAAAUUUGGCAAGGAUGUUGGUAUAAACAUCAAGGCUGUUC
Molecule: messenger RNA, 1963 nt
Organism: Racocetra persica
Lineage: Eukaryota; Fungi; Glomeromycota; Glomeromycetes; Diversisporales; Gigasporaceae
Source: the annotation of a GenBank genome assembly